This is a messenger RNA of Vicia faba (fava bean), 564 nucleotides long. The record is from the annotation of a GenBank genome assembly. Lineage: Eukaryota; Viridiplantae; Streptophyta; Magnoliopsida; Fabales; Fabaceae.
AUGGUUUCAACAAACGGUGCUGUUAUCGUCAUCAUGGGUGUAUCCGGAGCCGGAAAAACCACAAUUGGUCAGAAGCUGGAAAAAGUGAUUAAAUAUAAGUAUCUUGACGCAGAUGAUUUUCAUUCUCAAUCAAACAAAGAAAAAAUGAGUAUGGGAAUCCCGCUUACAGAUGAAGACAGGAAGCCAUGGCUUGAAUCGCUGAGAGAUGCCAUUGAAGAAUACUUGAUUAACAAAAAGGGUUUGGUUCUCGGUUGCUCUGCUUUGAAGAAACAAUAUAGAGAAAUACUUAGAUCAGGUGAUCCUGAUUAUAAAUCAGAGGGUUAUAAAAGUGCGGUUAACUUCGUUCUAUUGGAUGUUCCGGCUGAAGUGCUGAUUGCUCGAGUUAAUAAGAGGGCGUCCGAAGGAAAACAUUAUAUGCCUGCUUCUCUUCUGCAAUCUCAGUUGGAUUUGCUUAACAUUGAUGAGUCUGAGGGAAUACUUAAAGUUGAUGCUACUUUAAGUCCUGAAUCCAUUGUUGACACCAUUAGAGAAAUGCACCCUUUUCGGGGCUAUUUUCAAUCAUGA